Messenger RNA from Lathyrus oleraceus (garden pea), 2821 nucleotides. Its product is annotated as vacuolar protein sorting-associated protein 51 homolog. The transcript is spliced from 20 exons. The coding region runs from base 114 to 2360 and encodes 748 amino acids. NCBI's taxonomy places the organism in Eukaryota, Viridiplantae, Streptophyta, Magnoliopsida, Fabales, Fabaceae. Gene Ontology annotation, cellular component: GARP complex; EARP complex; membrane. Gene Ontology annotation, biological process: retrograde transport, endosome to Golgi; Golgi organization; lysosomal transport. The record is from RefSeq and is a predicted model, not a curated record.
GAAACAACCAGAAAGUAGAAUAUAGGAAUAAGAAAAACUUGGUCUUGUAUUAAUUACCUUAUCAAUUUCACAUAUUGGAUGAACACAGUUUCAGAUUGAGUAACCAAAUAAUUAUGGAAACACCACCAUUGGACGACAAAGCAAGAAAAAUGAGAGAUCUUCUCUCUAGCUUCUACUCUCCACACCCUUCAAUGUCACCUAACUCCCCUAACACCAUCUCCAAAUUCACCUCUUCUGAUGACAUCAACUCUUCAUCCUUCCAACCUGAUCACUACAUGAAUCUCAUGGCACAUGAGAUGAAUCUGGAAGGGUUACUCCAUAAACAUGUUGAAAUGGUUACUCAAAUAAAGAAUCUUGAUACUGAUUUGCAAAUGCUUGUGUAUGAGAAUUACAAUAAAUUCAUUUGUGCUACAGAUUCUAUAAAGAGGAUGAAAAGCAAUAUUCUAGGGAUGGAGGGGAACAUGGAACAACUUCUUGAUAAGAUAAUGUUUGUACAAUCAAGGAGUGACAAUGUUAACACUUCUUUAACAGAAAGUAGGGAACAUAUAGAGAAAUUGAACAAGACAUGCAAUCUUCUACGUAAAAUUCAGUUCAUAUAUGACCUACCUGAUAGACUAUCCAAGUGCAUCAAAGCUGAGGCAUAUGCAGAUGCAGUCAGAUUCUAUACUGGUGCAAUGCCGAUUUUAAAGGCAUAUGGAGACUCGUCGUUCCACGAUUGUAAGCAAGCAUCUGAUGAAGCCAUAUCUAUCAUAGAAGAAAAAUUGCAGGAGAAACUACUAUCAGAUUCUGAAACAACUCAAGUGAGAGCUGAGGCUGCAAUUCUCCUUAAGCAGUUGAAUUAUCCGGUGGACAAUUUGAAAGAAAAGUUACUAGAGAAGUUGGAAAAUCUCCUUAUAGACAUUCAGUUGAUUCCUGAAGCCGUAAAAACCGCUUCACCCUGUUCUCAUGAGGUAGCUUUUCAUGAGUUUGUAGAGGCCAUUCAUGCAUUUCAAGUUAUAUUUCCUGAUUCAGAAACACAGUUAGUUAAACUUGCUCGAGACUUGUUGAACAAAAACUUUCUAAUUGUUGAGGAGUAUGUAAAGACUAGAAUUUGUGUAGAAGAUCUACUCGGUGUUCUUCGAGUUGUUUGGAAUAAUGUGCUGAAAAUGGAUGAAGUGCUACAAGAAUCAUCUCUCUCUGACCAUUCUCUUGAGGCUGCGAAAGUUUCUGUCAAGUCGUAUGUUAACACUGCAUUUUCUUAUCUAAUGCAAGAUAUCUCAGAUUCGCUAUUAAAUGUAUUGAAACGGGACGGAGUAGAAGGUCACUCACUCGAAGCCGCCUUAGAUGCUAGCACGAAAAUAUUGCUUCAAGGAGGCAGAAACUUUUUGCAGGAUGUUCGGAAAAUUCUUGACGACGAGUUAGAGAUCCUAAAUAAACUAAGAGAGUUGAUAAGUGAUUGGGUUCAAGAAGGAUUUCAAGACUUUUUCAAACAACUUCAGCUCAAGUUCCAAUCGUUUUCAGGACGAAACGAUUUGGCACACAUUCAAAAUCAUAGCUUUGUUGAAGGAUCUCAAGGUGACAAAGCAUUUCCUGGUCUUGUCCUUGUGUUGGCGCAACUGUACGCUUUCGUUGAUCGGACCGCCAUUCCUCAAAUCAACGAGGAAUUAGCAUCUUCCUUUUCUCCUGGUGUCGGUGGUUAUGAACAUGGACUUUGCUUUGUUUCUAGAGAAACCUCUCGAAAGUUUAGGUCUGCUAGCGAAAGUUUCUUGCAUAUGUACGUUAAAAUGAGAACUCAAAGGAUAUCACAUCUCCUAAAGAAGAGGUUCACCACACCUAAUUGGGUAAAGCAUAAAGAGCCAAGAGAAGUUCAUAUGUUUGUGGAUUUGUUUCUUCAAGAGCUCAAAGAUAUGGGCAAUGAAGUGAAGGAGAUUUUGCCUCAUGGUACACAGAAGCACCAUAGGGUUGAUAGUAAUGGAAGUAGUAACUUAUCUUUAUCAAGAAGCAAUUCUAUUCCUGAUGAGAUUUUGAGUAGAUCAAAUACUCAAAAAGGAAGGAGCCAACAACUUUUCGAAACACAUUUGGCGAAAUUGUUUAAGCAAAAAGUUGAAAUCUUCACUAAAGUAGAAUAUACACAGGAAUCAGUCAUUAUGACUAUGGUUAAACUAUGUCUUAAAAGUUUACAAGAAUUUGUUAGACUACAGACAUUUAACAGGAGUGGAUACCAACAAAUUCAAGUGGAUAUUCAAUUUUUAAGGACUCCUUUGAAAGAAAUAGUUGAAGAUGAAGCUACAAUGGACUUCUUGCUUGAUGAGGAUAAAGGUUUGAAGGAACAAACAAUCUUGGAUUAUUCUAAAAAGGAUAAAGGUUUGUUGGCACAAUAAAGUCUUCAAAAGGUGUAGUGUGAGACAAUCGACACAUGGAGGAAACCUAAUGGAUAGGGAUGAGGAAACUUAAUGGACGAGGAUGAAGGAGAUGUGUAUAAGUGUGAGUUGGAAGUCCCAUAUUACUUAGAAAAAUGAAGGUUGAAAAUUUUAUAAGUGAGAGGACUCAUACACAUAUCACCUUAAGGUUUUUGAUGAAUAUGUGAUGUCUCUCUCACUUGUGUGUUGCUCUUAAUCCAAUGUUGAUGCUUCUCAUGAUGAUCCAACAUGAGAAGGUUACGUGCAUAAUACUUCUUUUGUGUAUCAAACAAGUUGAUGUUUCAUAUCCUAGAUCUUAUGUCUUUAAAAGAGAUUUGAGAAAAUUUAGAGUUGGAAUAUGUAGGCUGUAGAUGCGCGGAUGAUUCUAUUUGCAACUUGUCACUCAAUAUUAUAAUCACUAAUCUAGUAAAAUUUAUGGUGAA